AUGGCUCUGGACGAUUACAACGAUCCAUGGAUGUGCAAAGUUUUUCCUACCAGUUUAACAGGAGCUACAUUGGAGUGUUUCAGGAAUAGGCCACACAAAUCUAUUUCGGACUAUGAAACUCUGUGCAUUAUGUUCUUGGCACAGUAUUGCGGAAACAAAAAGCAAAAGAAGAGUAUUGCUAGCCUCUUCACCAUAAGGCAAAAGAAAGGCGAAACGUUACAGGAUUUCUUGUCCAGAUUUAACAUGGAGGCUUCGGAAAUAGUAGAUUGCCAUCCUGAUACUGCAAUAGAAACGUUUAAGCUCGCAAUGAUUCAAGGAACCAAGUUCCAUACAUCUCUAGUUAAGUAUUCCCCUUCGGAUAUGCAGACUCUCAAUGCUAGGGCACAGAUCUAUAUCCGACUUGAGGAAAAUGUGGCCCACCGAGCGCAGCAUGCCACCCUCGUCACAGUGGAGAACAAGCCUCGGGAAAGGGGUUCAAAUUCAAAAAGCCAAAAAACCCAGCACACUCCAACACCAAUUACUCAGGAACCUGAGAAAAGGCAAAGGACAGAGGAAAGAUUCACACCUCUUCGCACAACCCUAGCUCGGCUAUUCCAAGAAAAUAAAUUGAGGUUUGCAGCCCCUCAGCUAAUGAAGCAACCUUUGAAGCAGAGGGACAAGAGCAAGCACUGCACCUGCCAUAGAGAUUACGGGCAUACAUCUAAUGAUUGCAGAUCCCUUAGGUGA
Messenger RNA from Cornus florida, 726 nucleotides. RefSeq lists its product as uncharacterized. The record is from RefSeq and is a predicted model, not a curated record. The transcript has a single exon. NCBI's taxonomy places the organism in Eukaryota, Viridiplantae, Streptophyta, Magnoliopsida, Cornales, Cornaceae. Bases 1 to 726 code for a protein of 241 amino acids.